AUGUCUGCUAUGACCGGCCAACGGCGCUCACCUCCAUCUCCGUGGCCUCAGGAGUCCCAAGGCCCCCUCCAAGUCCCCGGGCCUUCGGACGCGGCGCCUCUCUUUUCACUGUGUGAUCACAACCCGUCUCCCCUCAAAUCCAGCAGUGGCUCGUAUCCUGCCAGUCAGGAUCAUUCGAGCCCCAGUUAUUUUACCAUCAAGAUUGAAGGCUCUCAUGACAGGCCGGACCUGCAACACGGAUUCGGUUCUAAGAGCCAUAGGGCCUCUAUACACCCCAAUCAAUCAUCGCUUCCCAAUAAGAAAAUUAUGUCGCCUGAUCGAGCAGUCCCUGAAGGGUUUAUGACGAUGCCUAGCAUUCGUCCUGGCAACGACCACCGACCCCAUAUGUCUUCCCUCAAAUUACAUCCCGAGUCGAAGCGGAAAGAUCCCUUAGCUGCUCAUGCCAAUAUGUCUUCGAACAAUCUGACACCGGGUUCGAUGAUGGCCAUUUCAGUCGACCAUUGCGCAGAAUUACUGCAAACUUGUGAGCACGAAGUGCUACUGCUGGAUGUGCGGCCGUAUGCACAUUAUGCUAGGGCGAACAUCAAAGGAUCGCUGAACCUCUGUAUCCCCACGACCCUCCUAAAGCGACCGUCAUUUGGCAUACAGAAGCUGGCCAACACUUUCACAAGUGAUGUUGACAAGAAAUCAUUUUCGCGAUGGAGGCAAUGCCGCUAUAUUAUCAUUUACGAUGCUGCUACAUACGAUAUGAAAGACGCCGGACCAAUAACCAAUGUGCUUAAGAAGUUCGCAACUGAGGGAUGGACUGGUGAAGGCUUUGUUCUUCGGGGUGGUUUCAUGGCCUUCAAUGAUCGGUUUCCGGCUCUCGUCCAACAGCAUCAGUCGCCAACGUCGGGAUCACCUUCAAAGCAGCUCAAUUCCAUGCAAACCAGUCUGCCCUCCGCCGCCCCCAUAGCUGGUGGCUGUGCUAUGCCAGAGUCUUCUUCGGCUGCGAUUCCAUUCUUUGGAAACAUUCGUCAGAAUAUGGAUCUUGUGGGUGGUGUUGGGCAAAUUCCUCUACAGAUCCCAUCCGGGCUCACGGAAUCUAAAAGGCAAUUGCUUCCUCGCUGGUUACGGGAUGCCUCCGAAAACGAUGACAGGGGUCAAAGAGUGUCUGAAAAAUUCCUUGAACUCGAAAAGAACGAACUCGAGAGAAUGAAACAAGCCUUGUCAUAUGAAAUGGCUGGAAAUCCCACCUCGGCAGAGACACCUACAAAAAAAUACCGAGUUGCAGGGAUUGAGAAAGGUACCAAGAACAGAUAUAAUGAUAUCUAUCCCUUCGACCAUUCCAGGGUUCGGCUGCAAAAUGUGCCAGCCGGCGAUUGCGACUAUGUGAAUGCAAAUUUCAUGAAGGCUGAGUAUAGCAACAAAUGUUAUAUCGCAACACAAGCACCUGUGCCUGACACUUUUGAUGACUUCUGGCGUGUCAUCUGGGAGCAAGAUGUCAGGCUUGUCGUAUCUCUGACUGCGGAAAUCGAAAGAGGUCAAGUCAAGUGCCAUCGGUAUUGGGAGUCUGGGCAAUAUGGCCCCCUUCGCGUCAACAACUUUUCGGAGAAAACCAUAAAUAUGAAAUCUUCAGAAUCGCGCCAGAUCAAACCUCAGUCAAACAAGCCAUCGUCAGACGUCAGCGAAGAUGCAGGCGAUCCAUGCAUUAUUGUAAGACAUUUUGGCUUAUCACAUUCAUCUUUCCCUUUCCAACCGCUGCGAGAAGUCACGCAGCUGCAAUAUCCAUAUUGGCCGGAUUUUGGCACCACCUCGCAACCAUCUCAUCUUCUUCAAUUGAUUGACGAGUGUAACGCCGUGACAAGAGCGACGAGCAGUACGGGGUUUGACAGUCGCGAGGCAGAACCAGAAGGACAACGACCUGUAUUAGUACACUGCAGUGCCGGAUGUGGCCGUACUGGUACCUUCUGCACUGUGGAUAGUGUCUUGGAUAUGCUCAAGCGACAGCGCACUGAGCGAACAAUACAAUCACGAGGUGACAAGGAGGGGUUCAAUAGUGAUAACCUUGACCUCAUUGCCAAAACUGUGGCGGAUUUUCGAACCCAGCGGCCCAGUAUGAUUCAGAACUUGAGCCAGUUUGUUCUGUGUUAUGAAAGCGUGUUGGAAUGGAUUGUCGGCCACAUGGAUGAAGGAAGUAAAGAAUCCCACUAG
This is a messenger RNA of Aspergillus clavatus NRRL 1, 2193 nucleotides long. It is a transcript of the gene ptpA, whose product is annotated as putative protein tyrosine phosphatase (Pyp1). The coding region runs from base 1 to 2193 and encodes 730 amino acids. Gene Ontology annotation, biological process: protein dephosphorylation. The transcript is spliced from 2 exons. The record is from RefSeq and is a predicted model, not a curated record. Lineage: Eukaryota; Fungi; Ascomycota; Eurotiomycetes; Eurotiales; Aspergillaceae. Gene Ontology annotation, molecular function: protein tyrosine phosphatase activity.